This is a messenger RNA of Ostertagia ostertagi, 726 nucleotides long. NCBI's taxonomy places the organism in Eukaryota, Metazoa, Nematoda, Chromadorea, Rhabditida, Trichostrongylidae. The record is from the annotation of a GenBank genome assembly.
AUGCGUAUAGAUUGGGGUCUUAUUUCAGGCGGUACCGAUGAAUUAAAUGCGAUGAUGAACCAGCUGUUUCGUGAUUAUCCAAAUUCAUAUUUCAUUAAUAUCGGUUUUUCGAUGGGCGCCAACAUCACCUCUCGAUUCCUCACUCAAGUCACAGAGGAGCAAAGAAGGCGCAUACUUCUUGGAUUAAGUGUGUGCCAAGGAUAUUCUGCGACCAAUUCGGCGCCGAUGUAUCACGACUGGGAAAAUGGACGUCGCAUCUACAACUAUUUCAUCACGGAGAAUAUGAAGCGUCUUCUACGACGGAAUUAUGAGCAGGCGGUUGCACCUCACGUCGCUAGUGGCUUGGUUGAUGAGCAGGUGGGUGCACCUGAGCGUCUCUGGUCAGCCACUUCAAUUGUGGCGUUUGACGAGAACUAUAAUCGUCGAGUGGCUGGCUUCCAAAGCCUCGAAGAAUUCUAUUCGUGGUGCGAUUCAUUACCACAUCUUCCGAAACUUAAAGUUCCGAUGGUAUUCUUGAACGCCGAAGAUGAUCCUAUCGUUCCGGAAUGUCUCUGGCAACCAGUCAAGGAACUCGCUUCUCAGUCUGAAGACAUGGCAUUCAUAUUAACCCGACAUGGCGGCCAUCUGGGCUUCCUUGAAGGAGGCUCAUUUGCACCACAUUCCGUUACUUGGCUCGAUCGAUUCAUCGUCGUCAUGGCUGAUCAAGCCGUGAAAGCCUACGCCUAA